Molecule: messenger RNA, 1651 nt
Organism: Toxotes jaculatrix (banded archerfish)
Lineage: Eukaryota; Metazoa; Chordata; Actinopteri; Toxotidae
Product: cyclic AMP-responsive element-binding protein 3-like protein 3-B
Exons: 10
Coding region: 1-1323 (440 amino acids)
Biological process (GO): regulation of transcription by RNA polymerase II
Cellular component (GO): nucleus
Molecular function (GO): RNA polymerase II cis-regulatory region sequence-specific DNA binding; DNA-binding transcription factor activity, RNA polymerase II-specific
Source: RefSeq, a predicted model, not a curated record
AUGACGCUGGCUACAGACAAGGUAAGACACAUUUGUGAUCAGAAUACUGGGUGCAACUAUAGUCAAGCAGUAAGAGGACAAAGGCAGCUAAAAAAACCCCAACAAAACAACUUUAGGCUAAGAAACCUGAGAAACACUUUAACUCAGAGCAGCUGUUUUUUUCAGGUGCACGGUGGGUUGGACUUCAUUGACCUCCUGCUCAGGAACACAGAUGAAACCACCUGUUGCCACAGCAACCAACCGUGGACUAUCACAAUUCAUGAUACCCUGAGUCCUGAGGGAAGUACUGCUGAUGACUUUCUAGAUGCCCUGCUGGGUGGGAAUGACUCCUCCUCUGCUCCAGCGUCCCCCCUGUGGUCACCCUGCACCACAGAUAGUGGCAUCAACGAGGACCCCCCGACAGAUCCCACAGAGAGCCCUCAUCCAUCCUCCUGCACAGCUUUUCCGGCCUUUGAUUUGCCAUCUAUCCCUCAGCUUCCACCUCUGGAGAAUCAGCUGCCACCAAAUGAAAAAACAGCCGAUGUUUCCAUUGAUCUAAGCUGGGAGCCCGAUGACCUCCAGGAGCAGCUUGGAAUCGCAUACUACCUUACUACGAAGCCGAGCCCCCCGCUGUCGUCCAGUCAGAUGCUCACAGUGAAGGACCUGCUGUUGUCAAACCUGGGACAGAAAACGCAACGAAUCCCCCAGCAUUCCCUGCAAGACCUUGUACUUGAUGAGGAUGAGAAGACACUUCUGGCUAAAGAAGGGGUGAACUUGCCAAGCAAACUGCCCCUGUCCAAGUUUGAAGAGAGGGUUUUGAAGAAGAUCCGGAGGAAAAUCCGCAACAAGCGCUCGGCUCAAGAAAGUCGGAAGAAGAAGAGGGAAUAUGUUGAUAGUCUGGAGGGAAGGAUGUCUGCGUGUAGUGCUCACAACCUCGAGCUGCAGAGAAAGAUCCAGCAGUUGGAGGAGACCAACAAUGCUCUGUUGGAGCAGCUAAACCGGCUACAGGCUCUUCUUCCUAACAGCUCCAGCAAAACUACACACAAAGGGACCUGCAUCCUGGUUUUGCUCCUCUCCUUCUCUCUGCUCAUUUCCUCCAAUCUUCAGCCAGACCCUUACAGUCAACUCAGCCAAGGAGAGUACACAGAGACCAAAGUGCCAUCCCGCUCCCUGAAGUCGAUGGAUGAAGUGAGAGAUGUCCCUCCCCCUCCUCUCCUUUCUGUCUCUGGGAGCUUUGAGGCCUUGCGCAGCCUGACGGGGAAGCUCUGGCCUGGGACAGAUUUCCCCACAGCAGACUUCCAAUCCUCUCACCACCGGAAUCACAGGCACCGGGACGAUCACUGAUCUCCUCGGGAGCCCCCAGGAGGAAAGACAGUAGCAAAGGAGUGACGGCUCGCUUGCAGGAGCAGCAUCCAAAUGAGCAGUUUUAUUGCUUUUCAGUGUCUGUUUCUCAUUACAGAGACUGAGUGAGGUGUCACUGUGUGUUUGCCAUCCACUCUGACACACAAACAGCUUGUUAAAAGAUUUUCCUAAAUGAAAUUCACUCACUCAGAUGGAGGUCGGUGAGGAGGUCAUCUACACAGAUUAAAUUUUUCUUUCUUUCUUUGGAAGAACGGAGCCUCGUGGACCUGACGGAUCAUGUAUUUUAUUGCUGACGUACUGCUGCAUGACG